This is a messenger RNA of Emiliania huxleyi CCMP1516, 793 nucleotides long. RefSeq names its product ras-related protein (gene Rab1b-1). Lineage: Eukaryota; Haptophyta; Isochrysidales; Noelaerhabdaceae. Gene Ontology annotation, molecular function: GTPase activity; GTP binding. Gene Ontology annotation, biological process: protein secretion; regulation of exocytosis. Bases 60 to 668 code for a protein of 202 amino acids. The transcript has 5 exons. The record is from RefSeq and is a predicted model, not a curated record.
CUCCUUUUCGGCGUACGCCGGCGCGACACACCGACGCGCCGCCGGCGUCGAGGCGUUUCAUGAAACCCGACUAUGACUACCUCUUCAUCCUCGUGCUGAUUGGCGACUCGGGUGUCGGAAAAUCCUGCCUGCUGCUGCGCUUCGCGGACGACAAAUGGACCGACUCGUACAUCAGUACGAUUGGAGUGGAUUUCAAGAUCCGCACAGUGCAGCUCGAUGGUAAAAACAUAAAGCUGCAGAUCUGGGACACGGCGGGGCAGGAGCGCUUCCGGACGAUCAGCAGCACGUACUACCGCGGCGCCCACGGCAUCAUCGUCGUGUACGACAUCACCAACCGGGAGUCGUUCAACAACGUGAAGCGGUGGCUCAAGGAGAUUGACAAGUACGCGCGGGAGAACGUCAACAAGCUGCUUGUCGGCAACAAGGCGGACCUCGCCGACGACAACGAGCUGCGCGCCGUGCAGAAGCAGGAGGGCAAGAACUUUGCGGACGAGCUCGGCGUCCAGUUCCUCGAGGCGUCGGCGAAGACGGGCGCGUUCGUCGACACGGCUUUCCUGCUCAUCUCCUCCGAGAUCAAGAGCAAGAUGCUCACGCAGACAAACACGACCGGCUACGGCACCGGCCGCUCCCUCGACGGCGAGGGCAGCUCGCAGGGCGGCUGCUGCUGAUGUGCCGCCGUGCGCGCCGCCCUCCUUUGCGCUUAUACGCCGCUGCUGCCGCCCUGGCCCCUUCCCGCUAGCAGCCCUCUCUGCAUCCUCUUAGGGGGCACCCCCCCCCCCCCCCCUUGCUCGUG